UGAAAAUAAGGUUCAUUUCAAUAAACUAACGUUAAUUAACAUACAAUUUGCUAAAAAUAACCACAAUUAAGACGAAUGGCACAAAAGCCAAUUGAAGAGAUCCUUUUAGAGCCCUAUCAUUAUUUGAAGGCAUCCAAUGGGAAGCAAAUUAGAUCCAAACUAUUGCAAGCGUUCAAUCAUUGGCUGCAAAUACCGUCGGAUGAGCUGUCGAUUGUGUCUGAAAUCGUGGAAAUGUUACACAACGCCAGCCUUUUGAUUGACGACAUCGAAGACGGAUCCACUCUUCGCAGAGGACGUCCGGUCGCCCAUCAGGUCUAUGGCAUCCCAACGACCAUCAAUUCAGCCAAUUAUCUAUAUUUUGUUGCCCUCCAGAAGAUAAUCAACGCUUUUCCGUCACAUUUGUUGCCAAAAGCUAUGAAUUUAUUCAGCGAUAAAAUCCUGGAAGUCCAUAGAGGACAGGGAAUGGACAUCUAUUGGAGGGAUUCAUACAUAUGCCCGACUGAAGAGCAAUAUCACGAAAUGGUUAAACAAAAAUCCGGUGCUCUCUUCGCUCUGGGCUUCAGUUUAAUGCAAUUGUUUAGCGAUAAUAAGCGAGACUUCGAGCCAUUUCUCAAUCAUUUUGGAGCAUAUUUUCAAAUACGAGACGAUUUGGCGAAUCUUAAGUCUAAUGAGUACACCGAAAAUAAGACGUUUGCCGAGGAUUUAACUGAAGGAAAGUUUUCCUACCCUAUAGUCCACGCCAUACAAAACUAUCCACACGAUAGCUCUCUCAUCAAUAUUCUGCGCCAAAGAACCAAAAACAUUGAGCUCAAGAAGUUUGCGGUGAAUAAGUUGGAGGAAUUGGGAUCUAUUGACUACACAUACGAAGCUUUGAGACAUUUUAAACGGGAAAUAAUGAAUGAUCUUCAGGUGAUUGGAGGCAAUCCAUAUAUUGACCAGAUAUUAGCCUUUCUUUCAUUUGAUUUCAAUUAAAAGUCACAUUUUGUUAAUAUGUUUUGAUUACUAC
Messenger RNA from Medioppia subpectinata, 1006 nucleotides. NCBI's taxonomy places the organism in Eukaryota, Metazoa, Arthropoda, Arachnida, Sarcoptiformes, Oppiidae. The record is from the annotation of a GenBank genome assembly.